AUGAGUGAGGUGACAGAAGUUGAGGGGAAAAAGAAUGUCCAAGAUACUGCUAGUGCAGAUGAUAAGAGGGAUGUGUUCAUGCAGAUAAUACAAAUGACUUUUACGUCUCACGAGGCUGCGUAUGAUUUCUACAACAGCUAUGCUAGAGAUAAUGGUUUCAGCAUUAGAAAGAAUAGGGUCAGACAAGGAAAACGUGACAGCAGGUUGCUAACCGAGGAAGGACACAGCCGUAGGCUCCGACCCGAGACACGCUGCCACUGCGAAGCGCACCUGACCGUGAAGCUUGACCAAAAGCGUGGGGUUUGGUAUGUUGAUAGUUUUGAGGACAAGCAUAGCCAUAUCUUGGCAGGACCGGACGAGGUACCUUUUCUUUGGUCCCACAGAAAAAUCAAAGAGUACCAGAGAGCUGAGAUACUGUCCAUGGGAGCUGCAGGGAUUAAAAUUCACGACAUGAUGGAUACCUUCAUCAGCAAACAUGUAUGGUAUGGCGGUGUUGGUUUUACCAGGCGUGAAAUAUACAACCUUUGCGCCAGGGAGAAGAGGAAGCUGCUUUCAAAAGGUGAUGCUGCCACAGUCAUAGUCAUCAUGGUCAGUAGGAAACAGAGGGAUCCUAGCUUCUUUUUCGAGUACAAGCUAGACAAGGAAGGACAUAUGAAUAGGAUGUUCUGGUGUGACUCCCAGUCUUGUCAUGACUAUGAGGACUUCGGCGACGUGCUUGUAUUUGACAGCAUGUACAAGAUGAACUGGUAUGGUAUGCCAUUCAUACCCUUUGUUGGUCUUAACAAUCACCGGAAGACCACUGUUUUUGCUUGUGCCAUAGUUUCGGACGAGACCGAAGAGACAUAUGUGUGGCUGCUGGAGACUUUCUUGAGGUCCAUGUGUCAAAAGAUGCCGAAGAGUGUUAUCACGGACGCCGACGCUGCGAUGAUCAAGGCAAUUCGCCAAGUCUUGCCAGACGUGUGA
Molecule: messenger RNA, 963 nt
Organism: Aegilops tauschii subsp. strangulata
Lineage: Eukaryota; Viridiplantae; Streptophyta; Magnoliopsida; Poales; Poaceae
Product: protein FAR1-RELATED SEQUENCE 5-like
Source: RefSeq, a predicted model, not a curated record